AUGGAGAAAAAAAGCCCACAAUUGCCCUCCACCAGCGAGCAGAUCCUUGAGAGGUCCACAAAAGGUGCUACUUUUCUCAUGAUGGGCCAGCUUUUCACCAAACUGGUGACGUUCGUUUUGAACAAUCUGCUGAUCAGGUUUCUGUCACCCAGAAUAUUUGGUAUUACUGCCUUCCUAGAAUUCAUUCAAGGCACCGUGCUGUUUUUCAGUAGAGAUGCGAUUCGUUUGUCCACGUUGAGAAUUUCAGACUCUGGCAAUGGAAUAGUCGAUGAAGAUGAAGAGGAGUAUCAGGAGACGCAUUACAAAUCCAGAGUAUUGCAAACCGCAGUCAAUUUUGCUCACAUACCGCUUUGGAUCGGGUUUCCACUGUCGAUUGCUCUUAUCGCGUGGCAAUACAGAAACAUCAAUGCGUAUUUCAUCACUUUGCCAUUCUUCACGUGGUCUAUUUUACUUAUUUGGCUCAGUAUCAUCGUCGAACUAUUGAGCGAACCGUUCUUUAUCGUCAACCAGUUCAUGUUGAAUUAUGCCGCUAGGUCGAGGUUCGAAAGUAUCGCGGUGACUACAGGAUGUAUUGUCAACUUUUCAGUCGUUUAUGCCGUUCAGCAAUCCCGCUACCCCAUGGGAAUCGGCGCUGCGGAUAGUGAUAAAGAAGGUAUCGCUAUAUUGGCAUUUGCCUUGGGCAAAUUAGCUCACUCAAUUACGCUAUUAGCGUGUUACUACUGGGACUACCUCAAGAAUUUCAAACCCAAAAAAUUGUUCAGUACUAAGCUGUCAAUGAUAAAUCCGCAAGAGAAUAACGAAUCGAAGAAGAGCUACUCAAAAAGCACAUCUUAUUUCUUCCAAAGCGAUAUCUUGCAACAUUUCAAAAAGGUUUAUUUCCAACUAUGUUUCAAGCAUUUGUUGACGGAGGGCGAUAAACUUAUCAUCAACUCCCUUUGUACAGUGGAAGAACAGGGUAUCUAUGCUUUACUUUCUAACUACGGGUCGUUAUUAACAAGAUUGUUAUUCGCGCCUAUUGAAGAAUCGCUGCGAUUAUUUCUGGCUCGUUUGCUGUCUUCAUAUAACCCGAAGAAUUUGAAACUAUCCAUUGAGGUCCUGGUUAAUUUGACAAGGUUUUACAUCUACUUGUCGUCAAUGAUCAUUGUGUUUGGACCCGUUAAUUCGUCCUUUUUGUUGCAAUUUUUGAUUGGCUCAAAAUGGUCCACUACUUCUGUUUUGGACACCAUAAGAGUUUACUGCUUCUAUAUCCCAUUUCUAUCACUCAAUGGUAUUUUUGAAGCGUUUUUCCAAAGCGUGGCCACUGGUGACCAAAUUUUGAAGCAUUCAUAUUUUAUGAUGGUCUUUUCCGGUAUCUUCUUGAUCAAUUCCUGGGUUCUUAUCGAGAAGCUCAAACUAUCCAUCGAAGGCUUGAUUAUGAGUAAUAUCAUCAAUAUGAUUUUGAGAAUAUUGUAUUGUGGAGUUUUCCUGAAUAAAUUCCACAGGGAACUGUUUACGGGCUCCUCCUUUUUCUUUAAUUUCAAGGAUUUCAAAGCAGUUAUAAUUACAGGUUUAACGAUUUGCCUAGUUGAUUGGUGGUUUAUAGGGUACGUUAAAAACUUACAGCAAUUUUUUGUCAAUGUCUUAUUUGCAAUGGGACUACUAGCAUUGAUUUUAGUCAAAGAGCGUCAAACUAUACAGUCAUUUAUUAACAAAAGGGCAAUUUCUAGUUCAAAAGAUGUAUAA
This is a messenger RNA of Saccharomyces kudriavzevii IFO 1802, 1722 nucleotides long. It is a transcript of the gene RFT1, whose product is annotated as glycolipid translocation protein. Gene Ontology annotation, cellular component: endoplasmic reticulum membrane. Gene Ontology annotation, biological process: dolichol-linked oligosaccharide biosynthetic process; glycolipid translocation. NCBI's taxonomy places the organism in Eukaryota, Fungi, Ascomycota, Saccharomycetes, Saccharomycetales, Saccharomycetaceae. The record is from RefSeq and is a predicted model, not a curated record. Bases 1 to 1722 code for a protein of 573 amino acids. The transcript has a single exon.